AUGUACGGUGCGCAGAACACCAAGUCUGGUGUGCGAAACGCGCUCGUUGCAAGGCACGUCAGCAAAAUCGCCAGCGAAGCUCGAUUGGAGCAGAAUGGCAGCAGCUUGUCGCUGAAUUGGUGUUGUAGUGAAGUUGUGACUCCCCAUGAGCACGACUACACACGCCGCCACUUGCUGCACCUCAACGCCCUCGCCAUGUCUCUGUCUGCCGAGUCGACGCGCCCCCUGCUUCUACCGCAAAACCGACGUUUGCGGCAUCUUCAGGGCAUUUACCUACGCAACUUGAGCUUUUUCCGCCCGACUGGGAAGACAGCUGAUGACCUACAUCUGGGAAAGGGAUCGCCGACUAAGCUUCAGGCCCUGAAGAGUAGCCAGCAGCUUCACCAUGCCGCCUCCUCCGACUCCCUGCGCGAUCGUCCUGCCCAGGUCCGACGACGAAGCACUAACCUUGCCAGUAAGAGUCCCAUGACUAGGCAGAAAGCCCUCGAGACAGCCAUUGAGGGAAGAGCUGCCGAUGUUUUCCUCAGCUUGCAUGUCGAUGGCGUCCAAGAUCCCGUCUAUGUGAGCGAGGUGGCCGAGCGGUCCACGAACUUCAAUUUUCGAUUCUUCGAUCUGGCUCAAGCCCACUCGGACAUCACCAGAUCAGCUCUCGUCACCAUAAAAGUAUGGGCAAAACGGCGCGGCCACUGGAUGUUUCUACUCGACCAGGCCGUUGACUUGCGUCUUUUGAAUUUUAUCGGCAGUCUACGCAACCAGCACUUCCCCCCCAAUUGUCUAGUAUUCCACCUCGUUGACGGAAUUUACUGCCUAGACCUUCCUGCAAGGGUGCCUGAACCGAAACAAGGGCCAGCACUGCCCACUUCGACUUACAAUGCGCUUAUGAAACUCUCAAAUCUGGACGCCUCUAUACAGGAUGCCCUCGCGACUCAAGACUCUCUCAAGGCUCAGAUCAACGAGAUCCUCGAGCGAACACCCCCUGAUCCGGUGCCCAUGGCGCAGGAGAAGGCGAAGCUGGCGAACAAGUAUCUGACGGCCGAGCAACGCGCCGUCAGGGCCGCCGAGGCCCGCAAGGAAGAACUGAAGGAGUCAAUUGCUGCUCGACGUGCUGCCAUGGCCAAGGGACGACAAGCACAAAAGAAAGCCGCUGAAGAGAUCGAAGAUGCCACGACAAAGCUACCGGCUGCUCGUGCUUCCGUUGACAAUACGAAAGACGGAAUUCGUGGUCAACGCCGCCGGAUCUGUGAGGAGCUGAGUCAGGUGUUCCCCAUCACAGCUGCUCCGUCGGGGACUCCAUUGGCUUUCCAGAUCUGUGGGCUCGACUUGCCCAACACCGACUAUGACCCGGCUAUGAAGACUGCAGAGGAAAACGCCAUUUCAGCAGCAUUAGGCUUUGUUGCUCAGUUGACCAACACCCUGCAGUUCUACCUGAGCGUGCCACUGCCGUAUCCACUUACACCAUAUGGCUCGAGAAGCAGCGUUCGAGAUGACAUAUCUCAGAUAGCUGACCGAGAGCGCUCCUUUCCGCUGUACCUUCGAGGCGGGGCGACGGCACAAUACCGAUUUGACUACGGAUGGUUCUUGCUCAACAAGGACAUUGAGAUGCUAUGCGCGAGUGCCGGUCUGAAAGUGGUCGACGUACGCCAUACACUUCCAAACCUCAAAUACCUUCUCUACGUCUGCAGUGCUGGCUCUGACGAGUUGCCGGAACGAAAACGUGGGGGUAUACGAGGUCUUUGGGCGGGCAAGAUGAAGGGCAAGGUCAACACGUCUUUGGAUGAUGGAGCUAGCAGUACUGCCGGAAGCCGCCGUGGGAGUGCGGAGAGCGAGGUGGCAACCAGGCAAAGGGAUGAGCUCAGAAGGAUCAUCAGUGCUGGGGCUGACGGCGCUGAAAACGGACAUGCCGGCGGUGACAAAACCGCUGCUGGAGGUUUACCAUUUGGCGAGGGCACCAAGUUCACGUUGAGGACCAAAGGCCUACGAGAGAACAUCGUUAACUAG
Truncatella angustata is the source of this 1998-nucleotide messenger RNA. Its product is annotated as UV radiation resistance protein and autophagy-related subunit 14-domain-containing protein. Gene Ontology annotation, molecular function: SNARE binding. The transcript is spliced from 3 exons. The record is from RefSeq and is a predicted model, not a curated record. Gene Ontology annotation, cellular component: endosome; lytic vacuole. The coding region runs from base 1 to 1998 and encodes 665 amino acids. Lineage: Eukaryota; Fungi; Ascomycota; Sordariomycetes; Amphisphaeriales; Sporocadaceae. Gene Ontology annotation, biological process: SNARE complex assembly.